Messenger RNA from Pollicipes pollicipes, 6252 nucleotides. RefSeq names its product ATRX chromatin remodeler XNP (gene XNP). The record is from RefSeq and is a predicted model, not a curated record. The coding region runs from base 375 to 5300 and encodes 1641 amino acids. Lineage: Eukaryota; Metazoa; Arthropoda; Thecostraca; Pollicipedomorpha; Pollicipedidae. Gene Ontology annotation, cellular component: nucleus. Gene Ontology annotation, molecular function: ATP hydrolysis activity; ATP binding. The transcript has 24 exons.
ACGAGCUGUUCGGCGAGCAGGAGUCGCUGGUGGUGCCCGAGACGCCCGAGCCGGCGUCGCCGGCGGAGAACGGCGACGCCGCUACCGCCGACGGCGGCGACUCAGACGGUGCCGAGCUCGACCCGCCGCCGCCGCCAGAGGGGACCGCCGACGGCAGCGAUGCGGCGGUGGCGGAGUUGGCGGCCAACGGUUCGCCCGCCCCCGGCUCGCCGGGUGUCCAGGUCAAGUCUGAACCGACGCUGGAAAACGGCGACUCAGACCUGACGGAUUUCAACGCCGAGACUGACGAGCACGCACCGGCCCAGUCCCAGGAGGAACCAGGCGGCGCUGACCUGGGCCUAGCCAUCGUCAAAGUGGAGCCAGUCACCGAGCUGAUGGAAACAGAGGAGGCCGUCGUCAAAGUGGAGCCCGGCGAUCCUAGCUCGGCCGAGGGCUGUUGCGGGGCGGACGGGCCUCUGUCUGCGGACGGGUGCGACCCGGACGAGCAGAACGAGCGCGACCGGUGCGCACUGCUGGCCAGCAGUGACGAUGAGGACGCUGGCGGCGAGGUGCGGCGCACGCUGCGGCAGCGGGUCGCCGACAAACCGGCGAACGGCGCCACGGACUCUGGUGAUGGCGCAGUGAGAACGUGGCCUAGGCGCCGGCGCAGAGGCAACCGGGCUGACGGCGGAGAGGGCAAGAUGACGGCCCGAUCGCGGCGUCAGAGGGCGGGAGGCAUACCCGCUGUCAGCGGUUCCGACUCUGGCGAUGGCAAAACAGCGGGACUGUCGGAACCCGACAGAGUAGGUGACUCUGACUCGACAGUGGCUCAGUCGAAUCUAGACAAUCCAGACGACUUGGACUCUGGAGAUAACAAAAAUGCAACUCGGUCGAAGUCCGCCGAACAGGUAGACAACGGCGCUGGUUCAGGAGAUGACAAAACAGCGAUUCCGUGUAAACACAGCGAGUCCGCUGACAACAACUCGGACGCGGGGGAAGACCAGGCGACAAUCAGGGCAACAAGACGCGGCAAACCCCGUGGCGGUCGCUCCAGUUCGGAGGAGGACAAGGCGCCAGCCCGGCCGGCACGCAGGAAGCGCACGGAGAGCGGCUCGUCCUCUGCCGAGGACGAGAUGGCGGCGCGGUCGAGCAGCGCCAGCUCUGGCCGGUCGCAGCGGUGGGGGCGGCGGGCGGGCGGCGGCCGGCGCGUAGGGAAGCGGCGGUGGGCGCCGGCUGGGCCGCCCGAGGCAUCGGCCGACUGUUGCGUGCUGCUCCACCGUCUGCCGGGCGCCAUGGUGCGCGAGGCGGCCAAGAGGGGCUCCGUGAGGAUCACCCGCCGCGUCACCAAGCGUCUCUCCAAGGAGGAGAUGGAGAUGCGCAGGUUAACCAACAUUGACGCUCUCCUGCGAUCCUCGUCGGCGAAGAAUAUCUCUGCUGACGAUUCAGAGGACGACGAUUCUGACUCUGCUCGCCGGAAGAAGCCCAGGAGAGUGCAGAAGCGGACUACUCGUUCGGCCGCCAAGCCGAAGGCCUCGCUGCGGGACAUGAGCUCGGACGGCGAGGACGGCGCCGGAUCGACCGCCGAGGAGAGCGACGCCGGCCGGCCGCCGCCGCUGCCGCUCGCUGAGAAUGAGUUCGACCGCGACCAGCUGAUGGCGUCCGGCUCUGCCAGCAGCAGCGACGACGACGUUUCUUCAACAUCCGAAGACGAUGACGACUCUGAUUUCGUGCCCAGCGAGAGCGAUAGGAAGUCCAAGACCAAAAAUCGGAAAGGACAAAAGGAAAAGGGAAAAGACGACAAACUUAAGAAGAAGACAAAGCGGGAGGAUAAGUCGGAGGAUGAGGGCGACGACAAAUUAAAGAGUGACGAGGACGAAGAGGACAACAAAACGGAUGGCGAAGACGAAUCGGGCUCUCAAGCCAAGGAUAAAAGCAAGGACCGCAAAAGGCUUCCCACGCGCGUGCGAAAGCUUCUUAACGGGAAGUUAAGCGCCACGGACUCAAGCGAAGAGGAUGAAAAAAUGCGAUCAAAGGUUCUUAUAAAGAGGGAAAAGGAGGCAGAAAAGGCUCAAGAUAAAGAGGGCGAGUUAGACGCAAAAUCAGAGGAAGAAGAUAAUGUUCCAGAUGAGCUGCCAAAGCUGUUGAAGCUGUCGUCAUCCGAAGAAGACGAAGUGACAGAGAAUAAACGGACUCCACGAAAGAGGCGCGUCAUGGUGCUGGACGACUCUGACUCGGACCUCUGCGUCCUCGACUCGGACGCGGAGGACGCCGCCGGACCGUCCUCCAAGAAGCGAGCGCGAUCGUCAUCGUCCUCAUCCUCGCCCUCGUCCUCCGCGAAGUCGGAGGACAGCGCCGACGACUUCAAGCCGGCCAAGAAGACGCGUUCGCGGGCUCGCCUGAAGCGGAUCCGUCGCAUGAGCGACGAGAGCGGGUCCUCCGAGCACAGCGACGACAGCGUCACUGAGAUCAAGGCCGACUCUCAGGGCACGCCAUCCAAGGGCGGUCGGAAGAACAUCCGGCACAUCCGGCAGGCCGAGCUCUCCACCAAGGAGGCGUCGGCGGCCGAGCUGGCGCGCCGCAAACGCAUCGAGGAGAAGCAGGCCAGGUAUAAUGAGCUGUUCCAAAUGGAGUCCGCUUCAUCGGAGCCGGAGGCGCUGAACAAACUGAUCCUCGACUUUGAUCCGGAAAAGAAGAAGCCACUAGUGUCCGUGCACAAGAACUUUGUCAAGAUUCUGAAGCCGCAUCAGGUGGACGGCGUCAAGUUCAUGUUCGACUGCACCGUGGAGACGGUGGCUCGCCUGCACGACGAGAGCAACACGGACAACUCGGGCUGCAUCCUGGCCCACUGCAUGGGCCUGGGCAAGACGCUGCAGGUGGUGGUGCUGCUGCACACGCUGCUGGACAGCGCCGAAACGCGAGGCAAGAUGGCCUGCGCGCUGGUCGUCUGCCCGAAGAACACCGUGCAAAACUGGGUCCGCGAACUGAAGCAGUGGCAGAAGAGGUGCCGCGUCCCGGAGGUGGACGUCAUCGAUAUCACGUUCCGCAAGGACAACUACGAGCGCUCGUUCGAGCUGGAGGAGUGGCGGACGGAGGGCGGCGUGUGCGUGCUCAGCUACGACAUGUACAAGCGCUUCUGCGGCACCGGCGGCAAGAAGGGCUACGUCAAGAAGCAGAAGGACCGCUUCCAGAAGGCUCUGGUCGACCCUGGACCCGACAUUGUCGUCUGUGACGAGGGCCACCUGCUGAAGAACCCGCGCACGGCCGCCUUCAAGAGCCUGCACCAGAUGAAGUGUCGGCGCCGCGUCAUCCUGACCGGCACGCCUCUGCAGAACAACCUCCGCGAGUACCACACCAUGGUGGAGUUCGUCAAGCCCCGCCUGCUGGGCAGCGAGUCGGAGUUCAGCAACCGCUUCAUCCGACCCAUCGAGAACGGGUCGGCCGUGGAUGCCCAACCGCGCGACGUCAGGCUCAUGAAGCGGCGCUCGCACGUGCUGCACAAGCUGCUGGACAGCGUCGUCCAGCGGCGCGACUACAACGUGCUGACGCCGUUCCUGCCGCCCAAGCUUGAGUUCACCGUGCUAGUGCGGUUGAGCGAAGUGCAGCGCAAGCUGUACACCGGGUACCUGGCCACGCAGGCGCGCCAAGCGUCCCGCCGCGUGCUGGCCGACUUCCAGGCGCUGAGCCGCGUGUGGACGCACCCGCGCACUAUCCAGAUGAAGGACGAGCUAGACGAGAUCCAAGAUGAACUGAAGUCGGAACGGGAGGCGAUGGAGCGGUUCGUCGCCGACGACGACGCCUCGACAUCCGGGGAGGAGACCGCCAAGGACAGCGGCUCGGGCGGCGAUGAGAAGAAGGAAGGCGAAGCGGAGGCCGGCCCGCCGGAGCCCGAGUGGUGGCGGCCCUGCAUCCCUGAUGGUGUCGAGCUGGACGACCCCUCGCUCAGCGGCAAGCUCACCCUGCUCAACGACCUGCUCAUCAAGUGCGAGAACAUCGGAGACAAGCUGCUGGUGUUCAGCCAGUCUCUCUUCUCGCUGAACCUAAUCGAGGAGCAUCUGGCGCGGCUGCACCGGGAGAUGCAGAAGCGGCGCAACGGGCCCGACAAGCACCCGUCGCACGUCUAUUUCGGCACUUGGAAGCCGGAUUACGACUACUUCCGGCUGGACGGCAGUACGCCGGAAGAUCGACGGCAGCUCAUGUGCGACCGCAUCAACAAGGCCUCCAACGAGAGGGCCCGUCUGAUGCUGAUCUCCACUAAGGCCGGAGGGCUCGGCAUCAACUUGGUGGGCGCCAACCGGGUGGUGAUCUUCGACGCCUCGUGGAACCCCACGGCCGACUCGCAGGCCAUCUUCCGCGUGUACCGCUUCGGCCAGGAGAAGCCCUGCUACGUCUACCGGUUCAUCGCACAGGGCUGCAUGGAGGAGAAGAUCUACGACCGCCAGAUCACCAAGCUCUCGCUGGCGUGCCGCGUGGUGGACGAGCAGCAGGUGGAGCGGCACUUCAACCAGCACGACGUCGAGGAGCUGUACGAGUUCGAGCCGGACCGGAAGCGCACGGCCGGCCUCGUCGUGCCCAAGGACGACCUGAUGCUGAUGGAGCUGGCCUCGGAGCAGAGCCAAUGGGUCUGCAGCGUACACGGCCACGACUCGCUCCUGCAGAACCUGGUAGACGAGGAGCUGAACGCGGACGAGCAGCGUGCCGCUUGGGAAGAGUACGAGAACGACAAGCGCGGCGUGCCCAACGUGGGCGACACCAUCCCGCUGAUCGACGGCAAAGCCAUCGACAAGGCCACUGUCAUCCAGAUGAUCAAAAAUGACAACCCCACCGCCACGGACAACGAGGUGCUGUUGAUGAUUCCCAAGGCCAUCCAGACGCUGCGCGCUUACUACUUCAAGAAGCAGCAGCAGGAGCGGCGCGCCAGGGAGGAGCAGUACAUGCGCGCCCUGGAGCAGCAGCGGCAGAAGAUGUACGGCCAAGCGGGCAAGCCGUCGUCCGUCGACAUGAACACCUACAACCAGAUGCUGCAGCUGCUGGCCAAGCAGUGGGGAGGACAGCCGGCCUCGUCCAUGUCCCGACAGCUGCUGGGACAGCCGUCGGCGGCCGCCAGACAGCCGGCGCCGGGCAGCGUGCGGGGCCUGGCCGAGGCGGCCGCGGCGUUCCGCGCCGACGCCGCGCGGGCCGGCCCGUCCGGUGCCCAGCUCCCGGGCGGUGUCAAGCUGCCCAAGGCACUGCAGAUCCGGCCGACCAAGGACAAAGCAGAGGACCAAGACGGACACAAGGAUGGCAAGCCCACCCCGCCCCCCGCUAUUGUGGACAUCACAUAAUCUUCCCGAGGCUAGAGCAUCAUUAUCUCGACGUCACCAUUCAUCGUCCGUUACCACCAGCUGUCACUUCACGCUAGCGUGAGCAGAGAUGGCUGACGUCACCACAUCGUCACCCGAGGAUGACGUCACCAGGCUGCCAACGUCACUCCACCGUGAACCAGGAUCGCCGACGUAACCAGAACCCUACCAACGGGCGCGCCGCCGUCUGCGGCUGUUGGUCCACCUUCCAGCCGGCUUCGGCGCUCAGUCCGGUAGUGCCGCGCACCGGCCGCGCCGCCGCCAGCCCGGGGCAGCCGGCCGCGCCGCCGCCAGCCCGGGGCAGCCGGCCGCGCCGCCGCCGGCCCGAGGCAGCCACGGGCGGCCCUGCGCAGCCGCCACUGCCAGCCACGGCCGUCUAGCUUCGAUGUGCGCAGGCCUGCUGUGACCCGAGGUCACGGACGCAGUGGCUGCGGCGGCGAUCAGGGACGCACUGAUGCAGCUGUGGCUCGGCUGGCGCUGACGAAUUGCGCCGCGAACGAGAUGGGCUGGUAUUUUUACAGGAUGCGCAGAGGUUUGUACGUGGUCCUUGCUGUGUGUAACCGAACACUGGAAAAGUGGGGGCUUUGGUCUGUCCAAUAGCGUCACGCUUACUGUCGCCGUGACGGCUUGUCCAUUACUAUUUUCUGUCGCGGUUGUUGUUUUGAUUUUUUGCCAAGUUGACCGACUUUUGGAGCUGUAGUGUAUCAUAUACGCGUAUCCUAUACUUCAUGCCAAAAAUAAAGUGGCGUUCCGUCGCUCUUCUCCAACGCGUUGUCAGCGAUGUCCAGGUCGCUACCCGGCACCAUGGUCGUGAAGCUCCACUGAGUGUUGCGGGCGUGCCGUAGCUGGCGCCCCACAUACGCUACGCACCGAAUGGUCUGGGGAUAGUGAACAUCGUUUUAGGUAAUGUUACUGUUGCAAGAAAUAAACAAGA